UGUGGGUGUUUUAUUAUGGGAAUUGACUAGUAACAAACCACCUUUUAGUAAUCAUCAUCAACAACAUGCUGCUUUAAUGUUUGAUAUUUCUCAAGGAUUUCGUGAGGAACCUAUUCCUAAUACACCUGAUGAAUACAUUAAUUUAUACAAAGCAUGUUGGCAGGAUGACCCAAAAAGCAGGCCUGAUAUUCAAUAUGUUGAAAAAAUGCUUAAUGUAAUGAUUUCAGGCUCAAAUAUAGUUGAUAAAGUUGAUAGAGAGGAAAAUUAUGGGCAACAAAAAAAUGAAGACAAUAAUUCUUUCAGUCAUCCCAGUACUAUUGAUUUCUUGCAAGAAUAUUUUGAUAAUAAAGUCAAAGAACUUUCAGAACUCUGA
This is a messenger RNA of Entrophospora candida, 373 nucleotides long. The record is from the annotation of a GenBank genome assembly. NCBI's taxonomy places the organism in Eukaryota, Fungi, Glomeromycota, Glomeromycetes, Entrophosporales, Entrophosporaceae.